Marmota flaviventris (yellow-bellied marmot) is the source of this 3042-nucleotide messenger RNA. It is a transcript of the gene Klhl26, whose product is annotated as kelch like family member 26. Gene Ontology annotation, molecular function: protein binding. Lineage: Eukaryota; Metazoa; Chordata; Mammalia; Rodentia; Sciuridae. The record is from RefSeq and is a predicted model, not a curated record.
ACGCGCGCGGCGGGAAGAUGGCGGAGUCCGGUGGCAGCGGCGGUGGGGCUGGCGGCGGUGGCGGCUUCGGCGCAGGCCCGGGCCCCGAGCGCCCGAACAGCAUGGCUGAUAAGAACGGGGCCCUCAAGUGCACCUUCUCGGCGCCCGGCCACAGCACCAGCCUCCUGCAGGGCCUGGCCACCCUCCGUGCCCAGGGCCAGCUCCUGGACGUGGUCUUGACCAUCAACAGAGAGGUCUUUCAUGCGCACAAGGUGGUCCUGGCUGCCUGCAGCGAUUACUUUAGGGCUAUGUUCACGGGAGGCAUGAGGGAGGCCAGCCAGGAUGUCAUUGAGCUGAAAGGCGUGUCUGCCCGCGGCCUGCGGCACAUCAUCGACUUCGCCUACAGCGCCGAGGUGACCCUGGACCUGGACUGCGUGCAGGACGUGCUGGGCGCCGCGGUGUUCCUGCAGAUGCUGCCGGUGGUGGAGCUGUGCGAGGAGUUCCUCAAGGCCGCCAUGAGCGUGGAGACCUGCCUCAACAUCGGCCAGAUGGCCACCACCUUCAGCCUGGCCUCGCUCAGGGAGUCGGUGGACGCCUUCACCUUCCGCCACUUCCUGCAGAUCGCCGAGGAGGAAGACUUCCUGCGCCUGCCUCUGGAGCGCCUGGUCUUCUUCCUGCAGAGCAACCGGCUGCAGAGCUGCUCCGAGAUCGACCUGUUCCGAGCCGCCGUCCGCUGGCUGCAGCAUGACCCGGCCCGGCGGCCGCGCGCCAGCCACGUGCUGUGCCACAUCCGCUUCCCGCUCAUGCAGUCGUCGGAGCUGGUGGACAGCGUGCAGACGCUGGACAUCAUGGUGGAGGACGUGCUCUGCCGCCAGUACCUGCUGGAGGCCUUCAACUACCAGGUGCUACCCUUCCGGCAGCACGAGAUGCAGUCUCCACGCACCGCCGUGCGCUCCGACGUCCCCUCCCUGGUCACCUUCGGUGGCACCCCCUACACUGACAGUGACCGGUCCGUCAGCAGCAAGGUGUACCAGCUGCCCGAGCCAGGCGCCCGGCACUUCCGCGAGCUCACGGAGAUGGAGGUGGGCUGCAGCCACACGUGCGUGGCCGUGCUGGACAACUUCGUGUACGUGGCCGGGGGCCAGCACCUGCAGUACCGCAGCGGCGAGGGCGCGGUGGACGCCUGCUACCGCUACGACCCGCACCUGAACCGCUGGCUGCGCCUGCAGGCCAUGCAGGAGAGCCGCAUCCAGUUCCAGCUCAACGUGCUGUGCGGCAUGGUGUACGCCACCGGCGGCCGCAACCGCGCCGGCAGCCUGGCCUCGGUGGAGAGGUACUGCCCCCGGCGCAACGAGUGGGGCUACGCCUGCUCGCUCAAGCGCCGCACCUGGGGCCACGCCGGGGCCUCUUCCGGGGGCCGCCUCUACAUCUCAGGGGGCUACGGCAUCUCGGUGGAGGACAAGAAGGCGCUGCACUGCUACGAUCCCGUGGCCGACCAGUGGGAGUUCAAGGCGCCCAUGAGCGAGCCCCGGGUGCUCCACGCCAUGGUGGGCGCUGGUGGCCGCAUCUAUGCCCUUGGUGGCCGCAUGGACCACGUGGAUCGCUGCUUCGAUGUGCUGGCUGUGGAGUACUACGUGCCCGAGACGGACCAGUGGACCAGCGUGACCCCCAUGCGGGCUGGCCAGUCGGAGGCCGGCUGCUGCCUGCUGGAGAGGAAGAUCUAUAUCGUGGGGGGCUACAACUGGCGCCUCAACAACGUGACGGGCAUCGUGCAGGUGUACAACACGGAGACGGACCAGUGGGAGCGGGACCUGCACUUCCCAGAGUCCUUUGCGGGCAUCGCCUGCGCCCCUGUCCUGCUGCCGCGCGCUGGGGGCAGGAGGUAGUUCCUUGGACUCCUGGGAUCCUGGCCCAGCUGCAUGUGGUCUCCCAGCCCGCCCAGCAGGCACUCCCGGCGCUGGCCUCCAGGGGCCUGCUGAGCUGAGGAGCUGGGCACCCUCCUGAGGCAGAUCCUGGCUCUGAGUACAGCCCAGGGGUCCAGCCCCAAAGGCCACCACAUCAUGGCAACAAGCUCAUGCCCCAGGUGGUUCCCUCACCCAGCCUGCAAGUCCUGCUAUGGGGGGCAGCUGGGCUCCUCGUGCUGUCAUUGUGUGGCUCUGCUUCCCUUCCCUCCCUUCCCCACCCAGCUCUGCCUGCCUGUGGUUCAGAGCCCAUGAACACUGAAUGCCAGGCCCCUGGGAUGCACCUCCCCGCCCUCCUGAGUCGCCCAAAGCCUCCCUAACAUGGGGGCUCUCAGGGCAGGAGAGGCAGCUCCAGAGCCCCUGGGUUGGGCUGAUGGAUGGGGAGGGCCUCUCUGCUUCCCUAGAUGUGCUUGCCCAACCCUUUCAGCCUGAGCUGCCUCGAGGCCUCUGCCUGCGUCCCCCUGCCUGUCCUGGGCCCCUGCACCUUAAGGGCCCCUGCUCCUCUGCUUGCAGGAGAAACCACAGCUGACUCCCGGAGGCAGCCCUGAGGGCGCUGGGCCCUCCAUUUGGCGCUGAGCAUCACCCAGGGCCUGAAUGAGGGUGGCCGGCCAAGAUGCCCCAUCUGCCGCCUUGGCUCUGGGUGGCCAGGCUGUCCCUUCCCAUGGUGGAGGGGACACCAGCCCAGGCUCCAGAGUGCUUCUGCAUCCCACAGGGCUGUGGACAAUUUUGAUUCCCCUCCCUCAGCCCAGCCCAGCCCUGGUUUUAGGUCAACACACCACCAAGCCUGAGGCCACCCUUGGGCGGGCAGGUGCUGGGGCUGCUCCUUCAAGGGCUUUGCGGUAUCUCUGGCCACAUUUGUUUUGGUGUCUAACCCUCUAAACGUCUUCUUUUUGUUUUGUUUACUCUUUUUUUUUUUUUUUUAGAAGCCAGCACUGCUGUCUUCUAAGUGAGGUUCAUACUCUAGGGGCAACUUAAAGUGUCUCUUCUGCUGCUAACAGAGGAUGGAUGUCGUGUUUUGUGACCCGCUCACGGUGUAAAGGAUUAACCUCAUACCUCAGCCGCCGUCCUUCCCUAAUGUCUCCCUUUAUUUAAUAAAAAUGUU